This is a messenger RNA of Tetrapisispora phaffii CBS 4417, 1815 nucleotides long. It is a transcript of the gene SAM3, whose product is annotated as bifunctional polyamine/amino acid permease SAM3. Gene Ontology annotation, biological process: amino acid transmembrane transport. The transcript has a single exon. The record is from RefSeq and is a predicted model, not a curated record. Gene Ontology annotation, cellular component: membrane. Lineage: Eukaryota; Fungi; Ascomycota; Saccharomycetes; Saccharomycetales; Saccharomycetaceae. Gene Ontology annotation, molecular function: amino acid transmembrane transporter activity. The coding region runs from base 1 to 1815 and encodes 604 amino acids.
AUGAUAUUAGAGCAGCAUAUUUCAUGGACCGUUGGAAGGAUGAGUAUAAACAUUCGUUCAAGUUCGAAAGAGUUUGUUAAAGUUGAAGAGGAGGCCUUUACAGAAGAAAGUAGUGCGUCAUACACCAGAAAUUAUUCUGAGGGCACAUUUUUCGAGAGAUUUAAAGAUUCUUUCACUAGAGUAGAUAAUAUAGAGCCAUAUAGUGAGUUGGAUGGUGAUAAAUAUACCAAAGAUGAACAGAUACAGAUGACAUUGGCUGCACAGCCGUACAAGAAGAGUUUGCAUCAAAGACAUCUAACAAUGAUUGCAAUCGGUGGUACUUUGGGUACUGGCCUGUUUAUCGGUUUAGGGUACUCAUUGGCUUCAGGUCCUGCAUCUUUGUUAAUUGGGUUCUUGAUAGUGGGCACCUCGAUGUUUUGUGUAGUACAAAGUGCGGCUGAGUUAUCUUGUCAAUAUCCAGUUUCUGGCUCAUAUGCAACCCAUGUCAGUCGGUUUUUAGACGAAUCUUUAGGGUUUACUGUUUCUACAAAUUAUGCGUUAGCUUGGUUGAUAUCGUUUCCCAGUGAACUUAUCGGUAUAUCAAUGACGAUUUCUUACUGGAAUGAUUCUAUUAAUCCUUGCGUCUGGAUUGCCAUUUUUUACGUAUUCAUUAUGAUAUUGAAUCUGUUUGGUGUCAAAGGUUUUGCUGAAACUGAAUUCUGGUUAUCUCUAAUCAAAGUUAUAGCAAUUAUUAUCUUUAUUAUUGUCGGUAUUGUUUUAAUUUGUGGCGGUGGUCCCGAAUCUAGUGGAUACAUUGGAACUAAGUAUUGGCAUGAUCCAGGUUCCUUCGCUCCUCCAGUAUUUAAGGGCCUUUGUAAUACAUUUGUAUCUGCUGCAUUCUCUUUUGGCGGUAGUGAACUAGUGCUAUUAACUGCUGCGGAAUCAAAAAACAUAUCCGCUAUUUCUAGAGCAGCAAAAGGUACCUUCUGGAGAAUUGCUGUAUUCUAUAUCGCUACUGUUGUAAUUAUUGGAUGCUUAGUACCGUAUAAUGACCGUAGACUUUUAGGUGGUGCAAGUGAUGAAGAUGUUUCUGCCUCGCCAUUCGUUUUAGCUUUAGGCAGCAGCACAGAUUUAGGUAGAAAACUAUCUAACUUUAUGAAUUUUGUUAUUUUGAUUGCAGUCGUUUCAGUUGCAAAUUCAUGCGUGUAUGCGUCUUCAAGAGUUAUCCAAGCAUUAGGUUCCAGCGGACAAUUACCAAGUAUUUGCGGUUACAUAGAUAAGAGCGGCAGACCAUUAGUUGGUAUCGCUAUUUGUGGUGUGUUUGGUCUUCUAGGUUUCUUGGUAGCAUCAAGUAAUGAGAGAACAGUCUUUACAUGGUUAUUUGCAUUAUGUUCCAUAUCAUCAUUUUUCACUUGGUUCUGUAUUUGCUUUUCUCAAGUUAGAUUUAGAUUGGCUCUUAAGAAACAAAACAGAUCUACCGAUGAUAUUGCAUUUAAAUCAAUGCUAGGCAUAUAUGGUGGUAUAUUGGGAUCUAUUUUAAAUAUUUUACUAAUCAUGGGUGAAAUAUACGUUUCUGCUUCUCCACUUGGCGAACCAUCUUCUGCUGAAGCAUUCUUUGAAAAUUGUUUAAGUAUUCCUUUAAUGCUUCUGGUUUUCAUUGCACACCGAUUCUAUCGUAAGAAUUGGAGAGAUUGGUACAAGAGUUUGGAUGAAAUAGAUCUGGAUACUGGUUGCUCCUACGACGAUAUUGAAUUGUUUAAACAUCAAAGGGAACAAAUAAAGCAUAAGAUUCAAUCGAAGCCCCUAUAUUAUAAAAUAUAUAGAUUUUGGUGUUAA